This is a messenger RNA of Chinchilla lanigera (long-tailed chinchilla), 4872 nucleotides long. It is a transcript of the gene Ccnj, whose product is annotated as cyclin J. The coding region runs from base 1064 to 2215 and encodes 383 amino acids. The record is from RefSeq and is a predicted model, not a curated record. Gene Ontology annotation, biological process: mitotic cell cycle phase transition; regulation of cyclin-dependent protein serine/threonine kinase activity. Gene Ontology annotation, cellular component: cyclin-dependent protein kinase holoenzyme complex; cytoplasm; nucleus. Gene Ontology annotation, molecular function: cyclin-dependent protein serine/threonine kinase regulator activity. NCBI's taxonomy places the organism in Eukaryota, Metazoa, Chordata, Mammalia, Rodentia, Chinchillidae. The transcript is spliced from 6 exons.
AUUUUUUAAUAAAGAAGGUGAUCAACAGUUUCAAAAAGUGGGGACCUCUGUCCUAGGCCGACCAUCUACUUUUUUUGUGAUAGUCCACCAAACAUGUUAAAAUAAUAUUGACUAGGUUUCUGCUCAUCACAUUUCAGCUUUAACACCACCAUAAUUAAUGGUGGAGCGCUUCCACAGUUUUGUAGUUUUCUGAUUUAUUGCCACAGAUUGUUAAUUAACCUCCACUAUAGAUUUGACAAGCUAGGUUACUAAUUCCCUUCAGUCAGAGCUCUUGGGAAUCACUAAAGCAACGGAAAUGGGAAUUAAUUGGGUUUCUAGAAGAGGAAUGGAUUUUGAGGUGGAAUUUGGAGCAGAAUUUCACAGAGAAAGCGCCUCAGGGCUUGCAAAUCAGCUAAAGCACAGUUGGAGGUCUUGAUGAUUCCACGGAACAGCGCCUAGAACGGAUGGGGUUGCUGCAAUGUGCGAUAAGGCAGACCUAAUCGUGCAGUGAGGGUUUUAUUCGCCAAGCCAAGGCGUCAGAACUUUCCCCGCCGGCACCACGGAGCCUUCCAAGGUUCUCAGCAGGUGAGCGGACCAACCAGAUUGGCAACCUAGAGAUCCACUUUUAAAGUUCCUCUGGCGCGCCCUUGCAACACGCGCCCGCUUCCAGCCCGCGCCCACCCACAGGCCAGCUUAGCGGUAGGUGGUGACGGGGUCCCCCGGGCUGCAGCGCGAGGUCCCACCGCGCCGCCUGGUACACUGCUCUGGGCGCCGAACCUGGGCGCGACCUGGCCGCCGAUUGGACGGCUCGGGGCGACCCCGCUGUAUCGCGAGACGAGAUUGGCAGCGCGGGGCCGCAAGUGCCCCCGCGCUGGCUUUGUACGCGGAGCCGCCUGCCGGUUCUUUAACAAUGGGCGGCGCGGGCGCCCCGGCGCAGGGCUGCAGCUGAGGCCAGUGCUUUGCAACCCGCGGUCCGCAGCAUGAGUGGGGCCGGCACACCGCGCGCGCCGGCGGGGCUGUGGCUGUGACGGCCGCGGUUCCGGACUGAAGUUACGGCGUCCGGCUGGGCGCGCCGCCGGGUCCCAUGGAGCUGGAGGGGCAGUGGUGGCGAGGACAGCUGGCUGCUGACAUCCACCAAGCGCUUCGGUACAAGGAGCUGAAGUUGCCCUCCUACAAAGGCCAGUCCCCUCAGCUAAGUCUCAGAAGGUAUUUUGCUGACUUGAUUGCCAUUGUGAGCAAUCGCUUCACACUCUGCCCUUCUGCCAGACAUCUUGCUGUCUAUUUAUUGGACUUGUUUAUGGAUCGCUAUGACAUCUCUAUCCAGCAGCUGCAUUUAGUUGCGCUUUCCUGUCUGCUUUUGGCAAGUAAAUUUGAAGAAAAAGAAGAUAGUGUGCCUAAGCUGGAGCAGCUCAACAGCCUGGGUUGUAUGACUAAUAUGAAUCUAGUAUUAACAAAACAAAAUUUGCUACAUAUGGAACUAUUACUAUUGGAAACCUUUCAGUGGAACCUCUGCCUUCCAACAGCUGCCCAUUUCAUCGAGUAUUAUCUCUCUGAAGCAGUACAUGAAACAGAUCUUCAUGAUGGCUGGCCAAUGAUUUGUUUGGAAAAAACUAAACUCUACAUGGCCAAAUACGCAGAUUACUUCCUGGAAGUGUCUCUACAAGAUUAUGCCUUUCUAAAUUAUGCACCUUCUUUAGUAGCUGCUGCAUGUGUGGCUUCUUCGAGGAUUAUACUUCGACUUUCUCCAACGUGGCCUACAAGACUACAUCGUCUUACUGCUUAUUCAUGGGAUUUCUUAGUGCAGUGUAUUGAACGGCUAUUGAUUGCUCAUGACAAUGAUGUGAAAGAAGCGAACAAACAGAGAGGACAGGCAGGCCCUCAGUCAGCACAAAUAGGUGUGUUCCAGACAGCCUCCCAGCCCUCACGGCCAGUUCACUUUCAGCAGCCUCAGUAUCUCCAUCAGACUCAACAGACCUCACUGCAGUACCGCCAUCCUGUGUCAGAGCAACCCAGCUGCCAGCAGAUUGUAUCUACCACACACACCUCAUCUUACACACUACAGACGUGUCCUGCGGGCUUCCAAACUAGUGUUCAGGGCCUUGGGCACAUGCAGACUGGUGUUGGGAUGUCCCUGGCAAUACCAGUAGAAGUUAAGCCCUGUCUGAGUGUUUCUUAUAACCGGAGUUAUCAGAUAAAUGAACAUUACCCUUGUAUUACUCCAUGCUUUGAAAGGUGAUUGUGUGUGAAGCCAAAAACUGACCCAGACUAUUUUGUGACUUGAAGGCCUGGGGCAUCCUUUUUGUAAACUUGUCUUCAGAAGAAAAGGGAUCCAAAUAACAUCAGAACUCUUCAGGUACCAGCACCAGGAGGACUGAAUAUCCGUUCAGUAUCUAUGAAUACCUAGGAGAACUAACCAAACAUUUUAACACUGUGUGUGUCGGAUCCUGUUUCAAGCAAUCCUUGUAUGACAGAAACGCUCAAGCCUGGCUGGUGGUCCAAAUAUUUCAAAAAUAUUCAAUUCAACAGAAAAUUUGGACAGAUUCCAACUUGCCAUUUUGAGAUUUGACCUGUGGUAGGCUCUGGGCCUUAUGUUCACUUAUAUGUCAAAGACUAAUGUUUGUCUCUGGACUUGCCAAACUAUCUUUUAUGAAGGAAAGUUAACAGUAUUAAUUUUUGAAGAGAUUCUUUUGUUUUAUUCAGUUUUGUUUUACUUUUGAGCUACAGGUGAAUUUCCAACUUAAGUUUAAGUUCAUGUGUUGUACCAAUUGUGCAGUUAAAUUUUUUUUCAAAUUAUCUUAUAUAAUUUCCUAUCAUAAAUAAUAGGUAUCUGGAUUUAUGUACUAAAAUUAGGGUUGGAGUAGAUCUCGUAUCUUGAAAUCACGGUCAUCAUUUUUUAGUUUAUUUGUUUGUUUUGGUUUUGUUUCCCUAAGUGAUUAACCUUAAAUCUUUAGAAUUAAAACACAUUUAACUCAGGGAAUUUGUACUACUUGGAAACAUUUAACUACAUUAACUGUAAUACAACAUGCUUUGGGAAUGUUAUAGUGUGAACUACCUUUAUAACAGGUUUAAAUACUCCUGCUAGGAUGUGUUUUCAAAUGAGAAGAUACUAUUAUAGCACAGAAUGAAGUGGGGGUUCCUAUUAUUCAUAAUACAUGUAUGGGUUUUGCAUUUCUCAGUGCAAUCGGUGAUUUAUACUCAGAUUUGAUACUACUCUUUGAGACUUUUUUUCAAGAGAAGACAUAUCUGUAAAGUAUCAGUACUAGAAUAAAGUCCCAUAGGUUUAUUUUGGAGUGAAAGGUGGCCAGGGUAAUACUCAGGUUGUGCUAAUGUAGCACUUUGUAUAUGGAAGACAGGUUUUAUAAGCAACCUUGGAAUCCAGCUAGUCAGUCUAAGCAGGCAAGGGUACUGAUUACUAAAUUUCAGUAGUCACUUUCAUUAGAUUGGCCCAACUGCCCAGAGACAUUUCACUGUACUGGUAAUGAAUGAGAACAGCAGUAAUAGUUGUUCCAGCAAGGGCAAGUUAGGAGUAAAAUAUUAUGGGGGAAUUAAAAAGGAAAACAUCAUAACUGAUAAAUUACAUAUUGUGCUCUUAUCUGGGAGGAGAGAGAUUUGGUGGAGGGAAGCUUUCUGGUUUAAAAAUUAGUAAGGUAUGUAUUUUGUUUGUGUUUUUUUAAAGAUAGCACUUGAAUAGAAAAGAAUCUGCAUGGCAGAUAGGUGACCACCACAGUAUGCAUUGAAGACAAACUUAUUUUAAAGAUGUGGGUAUGCAGCAGGAGUCUCAGUAAUCAAGCCAGUGGCCUUUGUUAAGAAGGUAAGGGGCGCAACACAGUAAUGGACUGAUGCCGACAGCUCCAGUGGUUGAAUGUGGGUGGGGUGGCUUCUGCCAGCAGGAUUUCUUAGAGAAAUGUCCUUUCUUAAAAGGAAAAUAACUUUUAUACCUACCUGGAGUACAUAGGCCAUGAGGUGGAUUUAUUAGUUUGGUAAAUAAAAUAAAAACCACUCAGGUAAGAACACCUACUAUGGCAGUUUUCAAGCAUGAAACUUAUUUUCUGAAAGUAUCAUCUCUUUUCCUCUUUUAAAAGGCUGCUAAUUGGAUUUUAAUAGUUCUUACCUUAAGAAAACUUGAAUUAUUUGGAGGGAAAGUAAGUUAUAAAAAAUAAUACACCUUUCACCUUUCACAUUCACGUAGAACCCAGUAACCUGGAGUCCAAUUUUCAGUAUUUUAACUACCUCAGUAAUGCUAUGAAUGUAAGAUAUUGUGAUAGAGAUCCUAACUUGAAACAACAACCAGUGCCUGUGGUAAUUUAAUGUCUUGUCAAAUGCUUUUAUUGAUUGGUUUAUAUGUCAUUCUUGUUGUAGAAAAAUAUGCCUUUUAAAAAAGCCUAUUAAUACUUUCCCAGUUUAUAUUUUUAAAAAAGCUAAAGAACACUGGAUUAAUCUUUUGGGAGGGGUAGAAUAAAAUAAUUGAUUACAAUUGCUGCAUACCCGGGAUGUGGUCGGGUGUUUGAAGAACCAGAACCAUUUUUAAAACAAUAGGUUUCAAUAUAACUACAACUCAUAACUGUUAGCUUUGUGGGAGGGAAGUUGUGUGGGUUUUGUUUUGUUUAAUUUAUUGAUUAGUCAAAUGUUUUUGUUACGGUGGUUUUUUGUUUUUUUUUUUUGUUUUUUUUGAGAUUACUGGACCAUGAUAAAAUGUGUACUGUGAAGAGAUUAAUGAUAUGUAUAAGGGCUUAACCAAAGUCCACUUAAAUAAACACUACUCAAGUACAGACUGCAAACCAAAUGUAUCUGUUCUGACAUUAAUUGCAAAUAGUAUGGUGCUAAAGUCUACACCAAUGGAAUUAGAUGAGUGCUAUGCACUUAAUUUUAAAAUAAAACUAGUUUUCACUAAAA